Symbiodinium sp. CCMP2456 is the source of this 1725-nucleotide messenger RNA. NCBI's taxonomy places the organism in Eukaryota, Dinophyceae, Suessiales, Symbiodiniaceae. The record is from the annotation of a GenBank genome assembly.
AUGAACAAUUUCCAGAAGUGCCGAGGCCGGGAUCUGGAGCUUACAGACCUCACCACUGAGACCUUCGUGCUGAGCGAGAAGGUCCACGAAGCCCUGCAUAAAGUGAAGCACGAGCUGCAGCACGGCAGUGGAGCGGUGCUUUUGAGGUUCGGCCCAGAUUGGAUCCAUCAGCUGGGAGAAGAGGACUGCCGGCGCUGCUUCUUCGGCCUCUGUGCGCAUCUGGGUCGAGCGGUGGCGCAGUCCACUGACCUCGGUGAGCUGUGUGCGCGAGUGGAGGAUGCAAGAUCGCUGGAAGUCCUUGCAGCCACGCAUACCAAGCGACGGGGCUACCGCAAUGCCAAGGACCAAUUCCUCCACGUGGAUAGCUCAAUUCCGGCCGCACGUGGAGAGGGGAUCUGCGAUGUGCUGGCGAUGAUCUGCGUGCGGCCGGCUGCGGAGGGCGGCGUGAGCAAGCUCGCCAGUGCGGCGGAGAUUUAUGCGCGCCUGCAGGAAAAGCCCUCGCUGCUCAAGCUGGUAGAACGGGGCUUCAAGUACGAUGCCAAGUCCGUGGAGUACCAUCCGAGCUGGCGGCGGCUGCCUCCCUCGGAUGCAAAAGAGCGGCCUAUGGCCUACAAGGAUGCAAACGGGCGCCCCUGCAUCCAGUAUGCCAAGAACAUGGUUGAGACCAUCAUGGCGGUCUAUCGAGGCACCGAAGAAGAGGAUCAGGUGCGCUCAGCACUGGCAGAGCUUGAGGAGGUCUGCAGCGAUCCUUCCGUGGUUCAGCAUUGGGACCUCACCACUGGGGAGGCUUACCUUGUGGACAACUAUCGGUGGCUCCACGCAAGGACUGCGUUCACAGACGACCCUCAAUCGCCCCGGUUGUUCUUCCGCCUCUGGCUGCAGGUCGAAAACUUCAACAGCCGUGAGGAUCCCGCUGAGCGCCCAAGGGGUGAAAAAGCGGCUCUGCAGAGUUUCUCGGUUGCCGCAGCGACAGGGCUCCAGUUGGCCCUUUGGCACUUGGAAGACAUCAUCUCGGCCAACGCCGGGCUGGCGGCCGCAGGGAGCUGGCGUCUUGCGACCGCCGUUUUCCACGACCUGGGGAGGCAGAGUUUGCAACCGACUACCAUCACCUUCAACACCGCUGUGUUGCGAUGCGAGGAGGCCAACACGUGGCAGAAGGCCUUGGACAUCCUCCUCUUGCUACUUCGUGCCGCCGAGCCGAGCGUGGCUUCGGCGAACGCUGCAGCCGGCGUCUGGGGACGUCAGAGUUGGCAGAAGGCUUUUGGAGUGCUGUCGCCGGAUGCCCUCGGAGAAGCAUUACAGUACGAUGUGAUCACCUACAACGUCAUCACCUCGGCGGCUGCGAGACAAGGAUGCUGGGCCGAAGCAGCUGUCUGCAUGCCCGAAAUGCGGCGGAGGCUUAUUCAACCUGACAUCAUCUCCUUGAAUGCCCAGGUCGACGCUUGCGCCAAGGGCACCGCGUGGUCGGCUGCGCUGUCUGCGCUUCCCGCGCGGCCGGCGCCGGCAGCCUUUAACGCAGCGCUCAGCGCGGCCAGCAACGGAGGCCAGUGGUGCCUCGCCUUAGCUUUCUUAGCGCGGCGCCCCUUCGCCGACGUUGUCGCCUUCAACGCCGCGGCCUUGGGAGCGCCCUGGGCCCUGGCUACAGCUUUGCUGCGGUCUGCAUCGAGCCGGAGCCUGGGCUUGACGACCAUUAGCAUCAACAGCAGCAGCUCGGCUUCCGCGUGA